AUGGGGUCGAGGUUCCUACUCUUCAUCGUGGCUGUCGUGGCCAUGAAACAGACGGUCGAAGCCCAACCCACAGCUCCAUUGACGGCUUCUGCCGAAAUACAGCAAGACAUCCAGUUCCUUGAGUCUGGUGUUGACCGGCUCGGAGGGAAAUCUACAUCGGAACUACACGCUGCGUUCAUCUCAACAAAACCAGAGGCGAUAAAGCUCGGCCAAGCAAACAACUGCCCCAUUUCCAUCACGUGCAACAUAACCGACAAGUUCCGGUCAGCGGACGGCAGCUGUAACAACAUCCAACAUCCUGACUGGGGACAGAGCUUCAUCCCAAUGAGGAGGUUCCUUCCACCACAAUAUGGCGACGGUAUAUCAUCGCCCCGAACCACUGGAAGUGACGGAAGCCCGCUUGUAAGUGCACGUCUUGUCAGUACCACUCUUCACACCCCUGACGUCGACGCUUCGUCACAGAGUGACGUCACACACAUGGUCAUGCAGUGGGGUCAGUUCCUGGAUCAUGACAUCACCAAUACCCCUAUAGAACGAGGCACUGACGGAGCUGCCAUAACAUGUUGUAAGGAGGACGUCCAAGGCGGAGCCCCAUCCCCUGCCUUGAAUCUCAGUGAGAGUUUACUAAGAGUCGGAGAUGGAACUUCCUUGAUUAUCCUCCAGUCCGGAGUGUUUGUCCCUGAUCAUACUCAACCACGUCAUCGUCUUGUAGUUCCAGCAGAACAACUGAACCAACUGACUGCUUACAUAGAUGCGUCGCAAGUGUAUGGUUCCACCGAGGAGGAACAGCAUGAACUACGUGCUAACACUGGAGGUUUGCUGAGAACAUCAUCUGACAAUCCGGAAUUGCUUCCCAGAAACUCCAUCCCGGAUUGUGUAACUUCCACUGAACCCAACUUCUGUUUCAAGGCAGGUGACGAGAGAGUGGACGAGCACAUGUCUCUGACAAGUAUGCACACCAUCUGGCUACGGGAACACAACAGAGUGGCCAGGAAGCUUGCAAGUAUCAACCCGCACUGGGAUGAUGAGCGGCUGUUCCAGGAAGCCAGGAGGAUUGUGGGAGCCAUGAUGCAGCACAUCACCUAUGCUGAAUUUCUUCCCCUGGUCCUCUCCCCUACAUUUUACAAAAAAUAUAAACUCCGUCCAUCUUCUGGUCCUGUUAAUAUUUACGAUGCCCGUGUUGAUGCAAGUGUCCACAACGCCUUUGCUACAGCUGCCUACCGCUUUGGACACUCCAUGCUAAGAUCCUUCUUUAGUCGUCCAAACAGGAGAUAUAAAGGUGGAAAAGAUCUUCAACUAAGAGACUCAUUUGGAAACACAUCUAUCAUCAUUUCAUCAUCAGGUGAUGCUAUAAAUAGACUGACAAGAGGGCUGGUGGUUGAUAGGGCCAAUUCUGUGGACAGACACGUAAGUCCUGAAGUUUCCGACUUCCUUUUCCCAGAUGAUGAAGGCAAUAGUCUUGAUCUGGUGUCUUUAAACAUUCAGCGUGGCCGUGACCAUGGUCUACCAGGAUACAAUGAUUGGCGGAGGUGGUGUGGAUUCCCGGAAGCUAAAGAUUUUAAAACCAGCCGUGGAGGACUUUAUGAGCAUUCUGUCAAGGCGGCGGCAGCUUUUCAAUCGUUGUACAGAUCUCCCAGCGACAUUGAUCUGUUCUCUGGAGGCAUAUCAGAAUGCCCAGUUCCUGGAGGUCUGGUGGGGAACACCUUUUCUUGCAUUAUCGGCCGUCAGUUCGAGCUGCUCAAGAUCGGCGACAGAUUCUGGUAUGAGACGGAUGACAAGGAUGUUGGGUUUACACCAGAUCAGCUGACUGAACUCCGCCACACGUCUCUCUCCCGAGUGGUCUGCGACAACACCAACACAAAGAAGAUUCAGCCUAACGCUUUCAAGAGGGCAGGAAGAGGGAACACCCUCAGGUGGUGCCGUCAACUACCCAAAGUAAACCUUCGUGCCUGGCGGGAGGUUCAACAGGGUGUUUGGUCCGCCUGGUCACCCUGGUCCGCCUGUAAACGCGGAUGGAGGACUCGGAGAAGGUCCUGUACGAAGAGAGGUCGAAAAUGUACUGGAUCGAAGAAGCAGAAAGAGGCGUGCGGCUCAGACUGUGGGUUCCAGCAGUGGGGGGCGUGGGGCAGCUGUGUGCAGGGAUGUCGCUACAGGAGACGGGUCUGCGACUGCAGGAGCUGCGGCCGCGGAGAAGACUUCGGCACUGACAAUUGCAAGAUAAAAGGGAAGCGUGGUCGCAAACGUAUUUGUGCCAAGUUGUAUGGAUAUGUAAAACGUGGUACUUCAAUACAUACUUGUCCAAAUAAAAGUCUAUUCGAUUUCCAUUCCUGUGUUGCCGAGUCGGGGUCGGGGUCAGGGUCAGGGUCAGGGUCAGAGUCCCCAUAAGUGUACCGCACGUCGCUUGAAUAAGACGUAUAUUGUUGUA
This is a messenger RNA of Haliotis rubra (blacklip abalone), 2425 nucleotides long. RefSeq names its product peroxidasin homolog. Bases 1 to 2385 code for a protein of 794 amino acids. Gene Ontology annotation, biological process: response to oxidative stress. NCBI's taxonomy places the organism in Eukaryota, Metazoa, Mollusca, Gastropoda, Lepetellida, Haliotidae. Gene Ontology annotation, molecular function: heme binding; peroxidase activity. The transcript is spliced from 12 exons. The record is from RefSeq and is a predicted model, not a curated record.